AAGUGACAAUUUGCAUUCACGCACUUUCAUUCCUCGCAAGCGAGUCGAUCGGUUCUGUUCUGCUGCUUUCCGUCGUCCGCAAGUGUAGCACAUCAUGGGAGUUGGAGUGAGCAAAGGAAAGAGCCAACUGCACGAUGUGAGCGAUCUCGCAUCGCAUGGAAUCGUCGGAGCUUACAUGAAUGACGAGGCGGUGGCCAACAUGAUGGCCAGACGUGGUAGCCUCGAUCUCCAGCAUCUGCGAGAGCUCGCAUGCACCACACACUUUUCAUACAAAGAGAUCGAAAUGAUGUACGCAGGCUUCCGCAAGGAGUGUCGCACUGGAGAGUUUAGUAAACGUCAGUUUAUAAAUAUCUACUCACGCCUUCAUUCUGCUGAAGAUAGUGAAGAUUACUGUGCUCACAUGUUUCGAGCGCUUGACACUAGUGGAAAUGGAUCAGUCGAUUUUGAUGAAUUCGUGUCUGGUCUGUCGUGUUGCUGUCGAGGUUCUCUCGAAGAGAAACUCAAUUUCUCUUUCCGCCUUCAAGAUAUCAACAGAGAUGGUCACGUGACCAAAGAGGAGAUGAUUGCAGUGGUGUGUGCUCUCUGCAAGGUACUUGAUGUCAAGAUUUUGUCCGGAUCGAGCACAGUCAGAGAGCACGUGGAGAAACUGUUUGAUAUUCUCGACACAAACAGAGAUGGUUAUGUGACCAUUGAUGACUUCCUUGCUGCCAGUCGAAAGAAAAGGAGAUAUUCCUAUGACUGGGUGACUACGUCGCUUUGCUGUCACGUUCUCUUGUAAUUCAAAACGAAACGACAUUUUCUACACCAUCUGCUUCGUUCUCAUUCCACACACCGAGUCUCAUCCAUCGCGCUCACAGAGACGAAACCUUUUGGGAUUCGCUGUAAACAAGAACGUAAACUAUUUUCGAGAAUUUUGAUACUAUGUACGUAAGACUGGACGUGUUGUGUAAGGAAGGGUUAAGAUUGUCACUGCAACUUUCUUGCAGUUUCUCAGUUACUAGUAGAUUAUUUAAUAUUUAAUAGCGUUACUCAAUUGUACCAUAUUGAUAUUAUCCAAAAUGUGGUUGGUUACUGA
Corticium candelabrum is the source of this 1075-nucleotide messenger RNA. RefSeq lists its product as uncharacterized. The record is from RefSeq and is a predicted model, not a curated record. The transcript is spliced from 9 exons. NCBI's taxonomy places the organism in Eukaryota, Metazoa, Porifera, Homoscleromorpha, Homosclerophorida, Plakinidae. Bases 95 to 778 code for a protein of 227 amino acids. Gene Ontology annotation, molecular function: calcium ion binding.